Asterias rubens (European starfish) is the source of this 1031-nucleotide messenger RNA. Its product is annotated as malignant T-cell-amplified sequence 1-like. The transcript has 6 exons. Gene Ontology annotation, molecular function: RNA binding. The record is from RefSeq and is a predicted model, not a curated record. Gene Ontology annotation, biological process: formation of translation preinitiation complex. Lineage: Eukaryota; Metazoa; Echinodermata; Asteroidea; Forcipulatida; Asteriidae. Bases 80 to 625 code for a protein of 181 amino acids.
AAUUUUUGCACAUGUGAAUGUGUAGAUUCUUGAUGUUUUGCAUGUUCUGACAAUGGUUUAACCUUUUCCAGCCGUCACGAUGUUUAAAAAAUUCGAUGAGAAGGAAAACAUCUCAGGAACAACCCAAGUCAAAACAUCCGUCAUUCGCAGUAUUCGGGAAAAGCUCCUCGACAAAUACCCAGAUAUUAAAGAUUAUUUAGAUCAAAUCCUACCCAAGAAAGAGCCAAUUAAAUUGAUAAAAUGUCAUGAACGUAUAGAGAUUCUAGCCAUAGCAGGGGAGCCAGUGUUCUUCAAGCAGCGAGAUGAUUUUAUGCCAACCCUGAAACUUCUUCACAAAUAUCCCUUCAUCCUUCCACAUCAGCAGGUCGAUAGGGGUGCCAUCCAGUUUGUGUUGAGUGGCGCUAACAUCAUGUGUCCAGGCUUAACAUCACCGGGUGCAAAAAUGGUGGAUACGGACAAGGACACCGUUGUCGCGAUCAUGGCUGAAGGAAAGGAACAUGCCCUGGCCAUUGGAGUCAUGAAGAUGUCAGCAACAGACAUUAAGAAAGUCAACAAAGGUGUGGGAGUCGAGAACAUCCACUACUUACUAGACGGUCUAUGGCAAAUGAAGAGUAUCAAGAAGUGACGUUCUACAAUAACAUUAAAAUUCCAUCUUAAUCCCUUCUGUUUCCAUCUUAAUACUCGGGCCGGUGUGGCUUCUUUUUGAUGGAAUUGGUUAAUGCAUAGCUAAACCAACCGUACUUGAAACAAGGCCAGUCAAUUUUUCAGAGUUUAAAAGUUAACUGGUUGAGUUUUGAUGGAUUAUGUUAGUUAUGGUUACAGGAUUAACCUGAAGAUCAUGUUUACUUUAAGCUUCUUUUGGCGAGUCUAACAAUGUCUCUGUCAAGUGAAUGCAGCCACUGCACUGUGUCCUGUUUACAAUCUGACAGAGCGCCAUACCGUCCAGGGCCCUAGUUCAUAGAGCCGCUUAACAAAUUUCUGCAUGAUACCAGUCACAGAUUAUACAUGUGACAUGGUUGUUUGGCUGGUGA